UCCUUCACCAUCAGGGAAUGCAAUAUAAACCUUCAGAUAAUGCCAGCUUCCUGCAGCAGUCACAGUCGUCCCCCCAACUCUCUCGGCUGUGAGCUCCUCUCCACCUUCUUCCGCUCAUAGGGUGUAAAAAAACAAAAUCCAGCCAAAAUGUCGGAGAAAAAGAUGUCAUCGAGUCGCAAGCAUAAUCUGAAGAGCUUGAUGCUCUCCAUCGCUAAAGGUUUACUUGAGGUUGAAGCAAAGGAAAGAGAAGAGGAGAGGAAAAGGUACAUGGCAGAGACGUGCCCUUCUUUAUCUCUGCCAAGUGGCAUACAAGCACUACAGGAGCUGUGCAAAGAACUUCACCAUAAGAUUGAUGUGAUUGAUGAGGAGCGAUAUGAUCUGGAGAGCAAAGUUAGCAAAAGUUCUAAGGAGAUUGAGGACAUGAAGAUUAAAGUUCAGGACCUGAAGGGCAAGUUCAAGAAGCCAGCUCUGAGGAAGGUGCGCAUGUCUGCUGAUCAGAUGCUUCAGGCUCUGCUCGGCUCCAAACACAAGGUGUCUCUGGACCUGAGAGCCAACCUUAAACAAGUGAAGAAGGAGGUCAAGGAGGAGGAUAAGGAGCUGCGUGAUGUCGGAGACUGGCGUAAGAACGUUGAAGACAAGGCUGGCAUGGAUGGCAGAAAGAAGAUGUUUGAGUCCGAGUCUUAAAUAAUCACAUGUAGUCUGGUUUUCACUGCUUCUAUGGAUUUACUGUUGUGUGCUGCUGCUAGAGGAAUGGAAAUGUCAGAUUUAGAAUAUGGACAAAAUCAUUGAAAUUGUUGGAAAUGGGAAAGCAAAACAAAUGAAAUGUAGUAAGUGUUAUAUUCUGUUUCAGAAUAUAAGUUUCAGAAUUCAGUAUUUUGUCUAGUUAUAAAGAACUUCAUAUAGAACAUUUGUAUUGGGCAAUUCAAUUUUCCAAUGCAUGAAUAAAAGGUUUAAAGUA
This is a messenger RNA of Pangasianodon hypophthalmus (striped catfish), 958 nucleotides long. RefSeq names its product troponin I, fast skeletal muscle-like. The transcript has 7 exons. The record is from RefSeq and is a predicted model, not a curated record. Gene Ontology annotation, biological process: muscle contraction. The coding region runs from base 148 to 684 and encodes 178 amino acids. Gene Ontology annotation, cellular component: troponin complex. NCBI's taxonomy places the organism in Eukaryota, Metazoa, Chordata, Actinopteri, Siluriformes, Pangasiidae.